Molecule: messenger RNA, 3332 nt
Organism: Plutella xylostella (diamondback moth)
Lineage: Eukaryota; Metazoa; Arthropoda; Insecta; Lepidoptera; Plutellidae
Product: cytochrome P450 6B7
Molecular function (GO): monooxygenase activity; heme binding; iron ion binding
Source: RefSeq, a predicted model, not a curated record
UUGCCACUCGAGUGUGCAAAUGCAAGGACAGUGGCCUCUGGACAGGUUAGUCAGCCUUUGACCGCGGCACUGGACGGCCAUUUAACUCUAAUAACCACACAACUAACAUAAAAACAUUGUAUAUAAUGGCCAUAGAACAAGAAAAAUCGUGUUUAUAACUGUACGACUGUAAUUGUUUGUCAAUCUAGUGACUGUUUCGUUUGUGUGCAAUUGUAAACAAUCUGUGUCUGUGUACCACAAGAUAACAAUGUUUUUGAUACUGCUAGCUGUUUUCCUAGCGCUAGUUUACAAGUACUCGACCAGGAACCAUGACUACUGGCUCAAGAAGGGCGUGAAACACGACCAGCCAGUCCCGUUCUUUGGAAACAGCAUCAGACAGUACCUCCAGCGGACCAGCAUCACCGACAUCAUCACCGAAAAAUACUGGAAAUACUCCGACGAAAGAAUCAUCGGAUAUUACUCUUCCGUCGAACCUGUGCUUAUCGUACGGGAUCCCGAACUUAUCAAGCACGUUUUGGUGACGGAUUUCGCUUUUUUCUAUCAGAGGGGGUUAAAUCGUUUCACAGAUUAUGUGGAGCCGCUGUUCAAAAACUUAUUUUUUGCCGAUGGAGAUCUGUGGAAACUUCUGCGUCAGAGGAUGACGCCUGCUUUCAGCUCGGGUAAGCUGAAGGCCAUGUUCUCUCUUAUUGUGGAGAAGGCUGAACAGCUUCAGAAAGUAGCAGAGGAGUGUGCUAAGAGCGGGAAGGAGGUGGAUGUGAGGGACAUGAUGGCGAGGUACACCACAGACUUCAUAGGAGCAGUAGCAUUCGGUAUUGAAGCUGAUUCGCUCAAUGACGAAAACGGGGCCUUCAGACAACUCGGCAAAGAUAUAUUCAAAGUUACAAAACGCGAUAUCGUUGUCGUUAUACUCAAAAUUAUGUUUCCUGAAAUGUUAAAGAAAGUCCAUUACAUUAAGCCCGAAAUAGAGGAGAGAAUUGUGAAUCUAAUGAAGAGCAUAAUGUCUGAAAGAAGCUACAAGCCCAGUGGCAGAAAUGAUUUUAUUGAUCUUUUGUUAGAACUGAAAGGGCAAGGUAAAAUUGUUGGUGAAUCUAUAGAACAUAAGCACCCAGAUGGGUCACCAACAAGAACGGAAGUAGAAUUCGAUGAUUUGGUAAUGGCUGCACAAAUCUACGUAUUCUUCGCAGCCGGUUUUGAAACCUCCUCUUUAGCUACUAGCUACACGCUACACCAGCUCGCUUUCCAUCCAGAGGUGCAAUCAAAAUGUCAAGACGAAAUAGACGCAGUUUUAAAAACGUAUGACAAUAAACUUUGCUACGAUGCAGUGAGGGAGAUGAAAUAUUUGGAAAUGGCUUUCAAAGAGGCUAUGAGGAUGUAUCCCCCAUUAGGGUUUUUAAUUAGAAAAUGUACACAGAAGUACACAUUGCCUGGCACAGACGUGACUAUAGAUGCUGGGACUAAGAUGGUGGUGCCUUUGCAAGCGUUACAUAUGGAUGAGAAGUAUUUUGAAAGACCUGAAGAGUUUCUGCCGGAGAGAUUCGAUGGUAGAGAUCGGGACCUGAACAAGCAUGUGUAUAUGCCAUUUGGAGAAGGACCUCGUGCGUGUAUAGGGGAGCGUUUAGGUCAAAUGCAGUCUUUAGCAGGCUUAGCAGCGGUGUUACACAAGUUCUCAGUGGCGCCCUCUACCAACACCCUGAGGAAGCCCAUCACAGACCCAGCUGCAGCCAUUAUUCAGAGUAUCAAAGGAGGUUUACCACUGAAACUCCUUGUCAGAAAGAAGGCGAUGUAGGGCGUAGACUCCACGGAGGUAUAAGUUGGAAUUAAAAAGUUUAUUUACUCAGAACAGAGCUUUGGCAACUUUUUUAAGUAAGUUUCUUUUUUUAAUGAAUUCCUAUAUAAAUAAAAUAUUUCCUAGCUGAUAUUUACAGCCAGUACCUUAAUACAUAGUAAAGAUUAUAAAAUAAAUAAGAGACAUAGUAUUUUUAAACAAGUUCUGUAGUCGCCACUUUUUGUCGCAUCCUGCAAUGUAUAGUAUUUGUAUGUAUGACAAAUUUUCCACAAAUUCUGUCGCUUAGUUUAAUCUUGCUUUCCCCCGACAAUAUUAUUGACCCCACAAUUAGUAACACCCGUAUUGUGUUUAAUAUAAACAUCAUCAUUGAUCAUCACACUUGGACACUCGAGAUACGGGCUACACGUGUCGUAUAUUACCUUACCCCUUUUUAUUUAUUUCAACGUAACUUUUCGAUAAUGAUUGUUCAUUUGGUUGGAAGUGUUAAAAUAUGAACACUCGUAAUAAUAAUUAGUGAUAGAGGCUCAUAGUGUAAUUAAAUUACUUGAGUAAGUAUAUAAAUAUACAAUCAUUGGUUUGUACCUACUAUAAAUUCUUAAAAUGAGGCUGUUAUUAUGUUAUAGAUUUGCUAUUAAUAUUUAUACCUGUAUAAAGCAGGCAUUUCAGUAAAACAUCCUAUUUUUAACCUUCCUAUACGUAGGUAUGUAAAUCGCCUUAAUGACUGUGUUUUCUAAAAAAGUUCAUGUAUAAAUAAAUAUAGGUAUUUACGUCUUUUCUAAGUAGAUAGUAAGUCUGUUUAAUUAUAAAAGUCUACUUACCCACCUGCAUCUUCCUACACGUGUUGUCGGUUUAGAAGGUACAUGUCGACUUACCUGUAAGACAAAAUUAAAAAAUGUUAGAUGGUUAUAUAGAUAGGUACCUAAUACCUUAGGUUGGUGGUUUUUGAGUUAAAAGGUACAAAAGAGGACAUGUUGUUAUUAAUUAUUUUUACUUGAAACAGCGCCAUCUCGUAGAAGAUGGUAGAACUACAACGCAUGUACACAUAGAGCCGCUUCGCUUGCUGAUGCUCGGUGUUACGAGUGUUACGACGACUGCAGUCCGAUUUAUCCCCAAUAGAUGGCGUAAGCAGUACAGCAGCGGAGGCUAUCUCUAUACAUAGAGUGCAAUUUUAUCAGUGUCAUUCUCGGUGCAAGGGACCGACACAUACCUACUGAGCAACUUUCAACAAUAAACACGUUCUAAGAAGGUAGGUUGUGUGGAUUUCGUCGUCUAAUUACGCAUUAGGUAGGCAGAGAUGCAGUGUUGCACUGAUCAUAAGUGACUGUUCAAUCUUUGUUUAUAAGCGAGUCCGCCUUUUUCUAUGUUUAUAAGUAACAAAAGCAAAAGCAUCAAUCAUUUUGUAUCUCAAAAUAAAUGUUUUUCAUAAAAGUUCCGGUAGAUUUAACGACGGCAAAUAAAACAAACGGCUAUUUUCAGCCCGCCUGAAACUAUAAAUCAGCGUUAGUAGCGGAAAUGACGGUGCGUUGUGCGUACUAUGUAGAGUGCG